GACAUGCGUCAUCCAUUUGGGCACUAGGCGUGUCCAUAAUACCUCUCCCUGAGUAAACAGCCAGGUAGCCAAAUAGGUGAAAAUAUAUAGCAUGUGGCAGUUCCAUGGAAAAUAGAUGUGUUGAAUUAUAGCCUAUGGAUAUAUUAUCUACUCUAACCAGUCUUAUGUAAACAACGUGUAGAGUUGUGUUUUGUCAUAGCACGUACAACAGGUAGUCAGGUAAACGGCUGACAUUGGCAACCAAGCUUUUGUUUAACUUGCAAUCAGGCUACACAGCAGUAAUAAUCAUGAAGGCAUUCACAGUUGCAAUUUUUCUUCUUUUGUUCAUGCAUCAGACAGUUGCAGCAAAUGGGCGCUCAGAUCAAACUACUGUUAUCAAAACACUGGGAGCGAAUAUUCUACUUCCGUGUUGGAACACUGCGAUUAAUGUGACUCCCUCCUUCACGGGAUGGAUGAAGAAUGGACAGUUUAUCAUUGGCCGAAAUCAUUCCAUAAUUCUAACACCUUCAAGUGAAGGGCACCUGACGAUACAGUACAAUCAAAGCUUGUACAUCAAUGGACUAGCUUUGUCAGAUGAGGGGACCUAUCUUUGUGAUUCCUUACCCCAUGACAACAAAACUCAAACAAGUCUGACAUUGCGAAUAGUCAGUGGUCCUGAAAAUGGCAUCACAGACAUCCACCCAGCCACAACCCUUUCCAAUGGAACCCUUGUCGUCCACAGGGGUUCCACUGUGUUGUUCAACUGCUCCAGCUGGUCUUAUCCCUCCCAGAGUCUGUCCUGGGGGUUUCAGGGUGUGGCGUCCAGCAACGACUCCCUGACAGCGGGCAGUGGGUCCUGGCUGGACUUCAGGAUAGAGGACAUCCAACCCACAGCUCAGGGGAACUAUAGCUGUAGAGCCCAGAACUCAGUUUCCAAGAAGGCAGUUGACUGGAGCAGAGAGCUGCUUGUAUACUAUUCCCCAGAGAAGCAACCGGAGUGUCAGUGGAAGGUAUGGAAGAACCUGUCCCAUGUCCAGUUUAACUGCAGCUGGUUUGGAGGCUACCCCUCUCCCACGUUACUCUGGGGGGAGAAACAUCAAGAGCCAGCGAGACAGGGGAACCAGGUGGCAGGACAGCUGAUGGAGUCGGAGGUGACAGACAGUCUGGUGGUGAAUCUGAACAGGUCGUUGUUGUUUGACGGGCAGACGCUCAAGUGUGAUGGGCAUCACCCUAUGAUCAGUGCAGAAGACGAGAAGUUCUGCUCCUUCACCCUCAAGUCUCCCUAUCCUGAAGGGGAACCACUGGUCACAGCUCUCGAAGGCACCAACAUCACAUUAACCUGUACAGAGUCCAGCUCCCGGCCUCCAGCCCUCACCACCUGGCAGAGGACAGCCCAGCAGGAGGACGUGGUACCCAGCCCCAAGUAUGUCCUGUCAGAGCAGGGCCCCACCUUCACCCUCACCAUAGUCAACGUCGCCAAGCAGGACGAGGGCCUCUACUUCUGCAGGAGCGAGAACCCACUGAUGGUCCGCGAGCUGGAGAUCUAUUUAACAGUUACGACCUCUUCUCAAUACACUGGAGCAAUCAUUGGGAUAUUCCUAGCCCUUUUGGUCGUAGGAUCUGGGAUUGUUAUCGCUAAAACAAUAUAUUCCAGCCGUGACCGAAUUUGCCUGGGUAAUGGAUGUGAGCGAAUGGAGGAGGAGAGAGGAGAUGUGUUGAGCCUGGUAGAGUCCGAUGAAGAGGAGGUGUUUCAUCAAGCAGUACCCAGACUGCCACCUCUACCUCUGACUAAUGGACACAACACUACACUUGUACAAAUACAUAGAAUCUCAUCCAAUGACCAUGAAGAUGAAGAAAUUGUUGAACAUCCAUUACAGCUAGAAACUACAGAUAUGGAAGAACUUGUCACAUUUUAGGUGUUGGAAGAUUGUUUUUAUGUAAUUCUUUAAAGCAUAUCAUAGAGAACAUUUUACUACGUAUGAAACUGUGAGAAGAUGUGUAAUUAUAGGUGGUUGGCUUUUACAGUAGCCUAUGUAGAUGUAUGGGUCUGCUUUUUACUGUCCAUUUCACUUUUUGGUUUUCACUUAAGGCUUAUUCAUUGAUCAUUAACAGGGUUAUUUAAAUGAAUUGUUGCCAUUUGUCUCAUUAAAUGACAUUUUUGACAGUAA
Molecule: messenger RNA, 2147 nt
Organism: Coregonus clupeaformis (lake whitefish)
Lineage: Eukaryota; Metazoa; Chordata; Actinopteri; Salmoniformes; Salmonidae
Product: V-set and immunoglobulin domain-containing protein 10
Exons: 9
Coding region: 288-1895 (535 amino acids)
Biological process (GO): cell-cell adhesion
Cellular component (GO): cell-cell junction
Molecular function (GO): cell adhesion molecule binding
Source: RefSeq, a predicted model, not a curated record